ACGUGAUAUGUCUGGCCUCAAGUUUACCGCCGACCAGAUCCAGGCCACCGGUUCGGUACUCAACGAUUCGACUGGUCGACCGAUUGGCCAACGUUUUCGGGCAUUGUUUACCCUGCGUAAUAUUGCCGGCCAGGCCAGUAUCGAUCAGAUUAGCCGAUGUCUACUGGACGACGAUUCAGCCCUAUUGAAACACGAGUGCGCCUAUUGUUUAGGCCAAAUGCAGGACCCGCUGGCCAUACCAGUGCUCAACCAGGUUCUGGCCAACAUCGGCGAGCAUCCGAUGGUCAGACACGAAGCUGCCGAAGCACUCGGAGCUAUCGGUGCCCAACAAUCCCUGGAUGUCCUUAAAAAAUACCUGAACGAUGACAACAAAUCGGUAGCCGAAACCUGUCAGCURGCCAUUAGCCGUAUUGAACACUUGUUGGACUCAACCAACGAGUUGGUCGGCGGCGACUCGAUUGCCUUCAAAUCGGUAGAUCCGGUACCGCAUCUCAAACGGGACAAUGACGAAAACAAUAAUGUCCAACGAUUGGAGUCGAUGUUAACUGAUUCGGGCAACGAUUUGUUUACCAGAUAUCGGGCAAUGUUUGCCCUGAGAAACCUGAAUACCGAUGAAUCGGCUGUUGCAUUGGCCAACGGUUUGCAAUGUCCCGAUUCGGCACUGUUCCGGCACGAAGUAGCCUACGUAUUGGGUCAGAUGCAAAAUCCCCGAACCGUUGACCAAUUGGCUAAAGUAUUGGCCAAUUUUGAUGAAAACGAAAUGGUUAGACACGAAUGCGCCGAAGCAUUGGGCGCUAUCGCCACCACUGAAGCCGAACGCGAGCUAAACAAAUACAUCGAUGACCGGCAUCGGGUGGUCAGAGAAUCGGUAGAAGUGGCACUCGAUAUGACCGACUAUAACAAUAGCGAUGACUUUCAAUAUGCAAAUACAUUAUCGGCAAAAACAAUGAAAGAAAUGUAAUUAUUAUUAUAAUAACUGAAAACAAUUCAAUUGAAAUAUUUAUAAUAAAAAAGAAAUUAUU
Messenger RNA from Oppia nitens, 1022 nucleotides. It is a transcript of the gene nero, whose product is annotated as deoxyhypusine hydroxylase-like. The coding region runs from base 8 to 961 and encodes 317 amino acids. Gene Ontology annotation, molecular function: deoxyhypusine monooxygenase activity. The record is from RefSeq and is a predicted model, not a curated record. The transcript has 2 exons. Gene Ontology annotation, biological process: peptidyl-hypusine biosynthetic process. NCBI's taxonomy places the organism in Eukaryota, Metazoa, Arthropoda, Arachnida, Sarcoptiformes, Oppiidae.